Helianthus annuus (common sunflower) is the source of this 6926-nucleotide messenger RNA. RefSeq lists its product as uncharacterized. The record is from RefSeq and is a predicted model, not a curated record. Bases 5764 to 6900 code for a protein of 378 amino acids. The transcript is spliced from 6 exons. Gene Ontology annotation, molecular function: protein binding. Lineage: Eukaryota; Viridiplantae; Streptophyta; Magnoliopsida; Asterales; Asteraceae.
AUAUCAUGGAGUUCGAGUGAGAAGACGGGUUCCUGAAACGUUAACGGGCCGCUUAAAAAUACCCGAGAUUGGCUUGCGGGCCUCGGGCCCAAGCCCAGUAGGAACCCUAAAUAUAAAUACCUAACACUCACUAAACACCCUCAAUUUCCCUAAAAACCUACGAGCCGACACCCACCCUUAUCUUUUUCCCUUUCCCUUUGUUUUGUCUACAGAUCCAUUCAAACACACACACACACACUAAUGAAAAUCAAAGCUUACAUCAACCACAACACCCCAUGCUCUCGAUUAUACGGCCAACCACCACCCUAGGGUGGUGGCUCACGGUGGCGGCGGCGCGGCGAUAAAGUCCGAGAGGGAGAGAGAGAGAUAGAGAAAGAGAGAGAGACCGAGCAGAAGAGGAUACAGAAGAAGGAGGGAGAACCGGCGGAGCCGGUGCCGUCGUUGACGGCGGCGGUGGUUCCGGUAACUCUCUCUCGAGUCACAGCAGCCGCGGGUCCAAAAAUUUCUCCGGUAAACUCUUAUAAUUCGUCAUCUUUCCCUCGUUUACUUUCAGAUCUGUAAAGAUCUAUCUCUCCGGCCAGUUUUGGUGACGUUUCAGGUUUGAUGAGUGGCGGUGUCGGCGUUGAUGUCGUCGUUUACGGCAGCGGAGGGGUGGAUGUUCGAAAGGGUGAAGUUGAUGGUGAUGGUUGAAGCCAAAAAGGCGACGACAGUUGUCGUCCGGCAACGAUGACGGCGGUUCGGGAGCCGGUUGUUUGUUUCGGAUCUAGGAUAUGCUUGGUUCGAGUUUGUCUCAUCUCGGGUCAGAUUAGUUACGGGCGAGUCUUGGUUCGGCUCGGGUCACUGUGCGGUUUGGGUUCAGUAAAAUAAGGUCAAAGCUGGUCAAGGCAGUCAACUAAGGUCAACGGAUCGGUUCGGAUCAACCGCGGAUCGGACUGGUCAGAUUUACUCAGUCAACGGGUCAACCGAGUCAACACAGCAGGUUGACUGGUCAAUGCUGGUCAACUCGGGUCAACGGACGGUCAACGACAGUCAACUCUCGGGUCAAUCACGGUCAACUCAGGGCCCGGAAUACUAUAGAUGCACGCUAGCCACUACACGUUCUUGGAACAACACUACGGAAUCACGCUAAGCUAGCAUUGCACAGGAAUGUCAAGGUUGCAUUUUCAAAACUAUGGAACGGUUGGAAUAGGAGAACCCAUGGGAAUUCAAGUACUUAGCGGCGUUCAUUUUCUAGAAGUCUCAGCUAAUUGCUUCCGCUGUGCAAUGAAGAUACCGGUCCAGUCACGCCAUGCUCUGAUAAUUUCGGGGUGUGACAGAUUGGUAUCAGAGCUAUAGGUUACAGCGAAUUAGGUUUCUGUAGAGAUACCUAGGCUCUAACCACACUAUACUCUGGGGACUUAGAUUAUUAAGACUUGGACACAUACAGAACGCCUAGGACUGAAUAUGGGUUUCCAACCGUUGCCGGAACAAUGAGUCAACUGUUUUGAUUUUAAACAUGCACAAGAGUUACGUUUGAUACACGAUACACGAAACAAUUACAUACAAAAAGCAAAACUUUGAGAGUUUUGGAUAACAUGCAUUUAGAACCUUUGGAAAGCUUAUGUCGAAACUCAUUAAUGGUCCUCACUUAGAAACCAUGACUAACUCGGGCAAAGCGCCAUUAUAUUAUGUCGUCUAUGCUAUCUUACUUACCUGAGCAGGUAACUUAUGCGGAAAGAAAUGCUAGUGCGCGAGUGCACAUGAAACUUAAACUAUACGUCAACGGACGUUGAAAUACAUCACACACAACUUUCGAGGCAAGGCCUUUGGAAAACAUGAUUGGAUACGAUAACAACGAUGCUAAUCCUGACAACGGGAGAACUAUCGAUUGCAAUGCAGCACUUUGCCACGUGAUCCUACAAACGACACGAAUCUCGCUCAGGUACGCUUAAACAAGAUUUCAUAACGAUCGAUGCUUAGUCUAAAGAGACUCACAAUUAUUGGCGCUGCAAAAGAAGUCACAUGUUUCCACAUUCCCCUAUUUCAUUUAUGGCGAUUACACUAUGUUCGACAUUCUAUGGUAAUGUCAACUAACAGAGGGUUAUCACGCGAAAUUCCAGGUAAAGUCCUUAAAUUUCUUUUAUUGAAAUUCCGACUUUUGCAUCUAGUGAGUAGAUUUUUGCAUUUCUACUCCCCCUAAUGGCCAUUGCAUCACGAAAAUUCUAUUUCAUGAUAACGAACACUUAAUUGCUUCAUUCUUGACAAAUUCAUAUGUUACACAUGCGUUGUUCGUUACGCAUGUGGCUUCACUUGAAAUUGUUGCUUUAUCAACGUUCAAUAUUGUUUUGCUAUGUCGAUUAUUGCAUUGUGAUUUGGAUAAACUACAUUAUUGCAUAAUGUUGACUCUUUGAUAUCGAGUCAACGAAACUCGUUGAAACUCUUUUCUAUUCAAGCCACAUACAUGGUUUUCGUUGUAACCAUGUCAAAAUCUUCUGGUUGAUACAUGCAUCCAUUGUUGGACUGUGUUUAAACCAAGUUCAAUUGUUUGAACUUGCUCGUAAUAUGCCUUCAAUUCAAGGUUCAUAUGAUGGAUUGAGGCCAUCAUAUUCAAACUUAAUCCUAACAAGCACUUCAUUUGUUUUGAACUGUAACAUGCUUGUUUGCUCUUUGACUUUAUUGAAUCGUUUCUCUGAUCACGAUCACCUUGUGGUGGCGUUUUUCACAAGUUUGAAGCUUGGGCUAAUCUCGUUGUUCACCUCAUGUAUGGAUUUAAUUAUUUAUUUAUUUGAUUAUUGAUAUUAAAUCCGUUUUGCUGAAUUAUCAUAUUAAAGCAAUCUUAACACAAUCGUGUGUUAAGAUAAUGGUACACAAUUUAUGUCAUAUUUCGGUGUACCACUUAACGGUUCUUUCAGCAUCGAUCGAAUAUUUUGUGAUAUUCAUUGCUUUUCAUUUUCGAUCGAGAACAUUAUUGGGUUGUUGUUUCGAUAUCAAUUGAAAAUCCUAUGAGAUUUGUUUUUACUUCGUUAAACCUUGCAUCUGAUUUCAAAACACGGUGAUACUUGUUCGGUCACCGCUAUUAUUGAAUUAUUCCAAUCACUGUAACACCUUGUGGUGUUGGUGUAAACUUGUAGCUUGGGCUAAUCAUGAUCGAGCGUUUCAUGCAAAAUACAGGUGAUACUUGUUCGAUCACCGCUCUUAUUGAAUCAUUUCAUUCACUACGACACCUUGUGGCAUCGGUAUAAACUUGUAGCUUGUGCUAAUCACGAUCGAUCGUUCAUGCGAAACUAUAUAUGCUUUUCGUUUGACUAAUCAUUUAAAUGGUCUUAAUGCAACUAUGUAUUAAGAUGAUGAUACACCAGGUUCGGUUGUAUUUCAUUUCGGUGUAUCCUUGCAACACGUUGAUUUUAUUCAUUUAACGGUUCGAUUGUUGAUAAAUCAUUUUCAUGAGUCUAUUUAUUUGAACUUGUUAAACUCGAGUUUCAAUCAUAGAACGACCAACACCAGUUUCUGUUGGUAGUGAAUUCUAUUGUUUCAAAAAAAUUGAUUUGCAGUUUGUGAACUUUCAUUUGGAAUUCCAUUGGUUGAAUUUCCUCUUUUGUUGAACCUAGUAAACGUAGUCACAUUGGUGAUAGUAUCACAACAUCUCGUUCACGUGACAUUGAUUUCUAGAACAAACUCAGUUAAACCGUUGGGUUCCUAUUGAUGCAAAAUUUUCUUGCAAUCACGUAAUCUGAACAAGUUUUGGUUCAAUUACGCGGUCAUUCACUUUGGUGUUAUUCGGACUUACCUAGGAACAGCACAACUCUGAGAAGUUAACAUAGUCUAAAUUUCGAGGACGAAAUUUCUGCAACAGGGGGAGAAUGUGACAACCGGUAAUUAACGGCUCCUAAUUACGUGAUUAGCGAACGAUUAAGGAGAUAAUUAAUAGUGUUUAAGGCCUUAAUUAACCUAAUUAGGCCCUUACUAUGCCUAGGAACGCUUAUCAGACGUAAUAGUGCGCGUAUGGUGAUUUCUGGAGAAAUCUGCGGAACGAUACACGGAAACGAACUGACACCAUACAAAAUUAUGACAACGCCGAUAAAUAUGAAUCUUGUACAUAUAUUAUAUAUAUAUAUAUAUAUAAAUUUGGUUUUAUAGAUUUGUUGUGCUCACGAACGACACAAAACGCAAACGUGAACGAAAAACGCGGAAACAGUAACGCACCGACAAUCAACGACGAAACGAUCGAAUUUCGUCUCGAUUUUAAUGUAUUACGUUUUAGCUUCGUUUUUCGAAUUUUAAUGUUCGCAGCUGGAAACGGAUUUAAAAAAAAAAAAAAAAAAAACGACCAACUACACAGUUUACAUGAUUUAACGCGGCUGAAGAGCAUACGCGACAAACAUCCAUUACUGACGUAAUUUUUGGAGUUUCGAUAUAUAAUUUUUUUUUAUUUCUACGACAUAUCAUGGAGUUCGAGUGAGAAGACGGGUUCCUGAAACGUUAACGGGCCGCUUAAAAAUACCCGAGAUUGGCUUGCGGGCCUCGGGCCCAAGCCCAGUAGGAACCCUAAAUAUAAAUACCUAACACUCACUAAACACCCUCAAUUUCCCUAAAAACCUACGAGCCGACACCCACCCUUAUCUUUUUCCCUUUCCCUUUGUUUUGUCUACAGAUCCAUUCAAACACACACACACACACUAAUGAAAAUCAAAGCUUACAUCAACCACAACACCCCAUGCUCUCGAUUAUACGGCCAACCACCACCCUAGGGUGGUGGCUCACGGUGGCGGCGGCGCGGCGAUAAAGUCCGAGAGGGAGAGAGAGAGAUAGAGAAAGAGAGAGAGACCGAGCAGAAGAGGAUACAGAAGAAGGAGGGAGAACCGGCGGAGCCGGUGCCGUCGUUGACGGCGGCGGUGGUUCCGGUAACUCUCUCUCGAGUCACAGCAGCCGCGGGUCCAAAAAUUUCUCCGGUAAACUCUUAUAAUUCGUCAUCUUUCCCUCGUUUACUUUCAGAUCUGUAAAGAUCUAUCUCUCCGGCCAGUUUUGGUGACGUUUCAGGUUUGAUGAGUGGCGGUGUCGGCGUUGAUGUCGUCGUUUACGGCAGCGGAGGGGUGGAUGUUCGAAAGGGUGAAGUUGAUGGUGAUGGUUGAAGCCAAAAAGGCGACGACAGUUGUCGUCCGGCAACGAUGACGGCGGUUCGGGAGCCGGUUGUUUGUUUCGGAUCUAGGAUAUGCUUGGUUCGAGUUUGUCUCAUCUCGGGUCAGAUUAGUUACGGGCGAGUCUUGGUUCGGCUCGGGUCACUGUGCGGUUUGGGUUCAGUAAAAUAAGGUCAAAGCUGGUCAAGGCAGUCAACUAAGGUCAACGGAUCGGUUCGGAUCAACCGCGGAUCGGACUGGUCAGAUUUACUCAGUCAACGGGUCAACCGAGUCAACACAGCAGGUUGACUGGUCAAUGCUGGUCAACUCGGGUCAACGGACGGUCAACGACAGUCAACUCUCGGGUCAAUCACGGUCAACUCAGGGCCCGGAAUACUAUAGAUGCACGCUAGCCACUACACGUUCUUGGAACAACACUACGGAAUCACGCUAAGCUAGCAUUGCACAGGAAUGUCAAGGUUGCAUUUUCAAAACUAUGGAACGGUUGGAAUAGGAGAACCCAUGGGAAUUCAAGUACUUAGCGGCGUUCAUUUUCUAGAAGUCUCAGCUAAUUGCUUCCGCUGUGCAAUGAAGAUACCGGUCCAGUCACGCCAUGCUCUGAUAAUUUCGGGGUGUGACAUGUUUAUCAUUUAGUACAACUCAUUCAUGGAUGCUAAAAGGCAGUUGUAGAAAUAUAUGCCCCAAAGAUCAUAAAAUGGAAAAGCUUGGGUUUGCAAUGAUCGUUGAUGAAAUAUUCACAAGGCUCCCUGCCAAAGCUAUUGGUUGUUUGAAAUGUGUUUGCAAAGAUUUCUGUAAGGAACUGUCAACUCAUUUUUUUGAGAUGAGGCAUUCUUGUCGAAUUGGAAAUUCACAUAAGAAAUAUCUCUCCUUGCGAGGUAUGUCAAUUGUUGUUGACAACGUAAUAGGUGGGAAUUUGGAUGUGUUUACAAGCAAACAGAUCACUUUACCUAGCAAUGUUGACCCUAUAUUCUUACGUAUUCUAGCAUCGCUUAAUGGGCCGUUGUUAGUGACUUUUAAUGCGAGAUGCUGUGAGCUGAUCCUUUGGAAUCCAACAACCAGGUGCCAUAAGUUGUUGUCCGUCUCAGACUUUUCUCAGUGGUAUGUUCAAAAAUGUGAUACAGGUGGAAUGUAUUUUGAUGAAACCAAUGAUCUUAAAGUGCUUCACAUCAAAUAUUAUUUGUUGAAUAAUGUCGUUACUGCUCGUGUUUAUUCACGACGUUGUGAGACAUGGAGGGAAAUAGAUUUCUUGAGGGGAGUUAAUUUCGGUGGUCAGGGUUAUUCAAUGUCUUCCGAAAUUUAUUCUGGCAAAUCCAUAUAUUUCGUGUGUUCAAGAAGUUGGUAUCCUGGCCCUUUCGAGAGGUAUAUAGUUGCUUUCAAUGUUAUUUCCGAAACUUUUAGAAGCAUUCGUUUUCCUGAAAGUUUGGAAGUUACUCCUUGGCCAGGAAAAAUUCUGAGCAUUGCAAAGAAGCUCCAUUUUAUUGUUGUUGAAGGGUCUCCCGAGUUAUCUGUUGGUUUGUACAAAGUUGAAGAUGAAGCCUUCAUCAAGAUGUUUUCUAUCAAUAAUAUUCAUAUUAUUAGUUAUGAACAAAGUUUGCGUUGGUCUACUAUAUUUCAAAACAACAAGUGGUUGCUUAGAAACGUUUGGAUUCGUCCUGUUGAAGCUAAGCUGAGCAUGAAGUUUUUAAUUACCUUUAACAUCUUGAUUCCUACAUUGGUGUGGAACAAGCAUUAUUUAUCGAGACCGUUGUUUCGCCGAUUGAUUAGAAAUUAUUAUGCUAUAUUAUAAGGAAUGGUGAUCAUUUUUUCGAUUUU